AAUGGUUAAAUGGUAAACGAGUAAAAUGGCUGGGUCAAUAUUAAACAGCUUGAGUGUUUUGAUACUUAAUUAAUAUAUAUUUAUAAUUUUGCUGUUAUAUUUUAUGUGGCAAAAUGCAAAUUUUGUGCUGUCAAAUAUAACUAAUAGUUAAGAAAAUACUAAAGGCUUUGAUUGUUUAGAGAAGAAGCGAUUAGUGGAAGAAUUUAUAGAAGAAGAAACAAGAAAUAAUUAUAGUGAGGAGGAAGAUAUGAAUAAAGAGGAGACAAAAGAAUUUGAUCCUAGUGAAUGGAGUUUAAGUAGGUUUGAAAUGGGUCGUUAUUUAGGUAAUGGGAAAUUUGGACAUGUAUAUUUGGCGAGGUAUUCAUUUUUUGUUUAUAUCAAAUUAGGGAGCGUGAGAGCAAAUUCAUAGUAGCUUUGAAAGUUAUUAGUAAGAGACAAUUAAAUUUAUGUUAAUUAACAGAUUCAUUAACUAGAGAAGUGGAAAUUCUUAGUCAUUUAAGGCAUCCAAAUAUAAUAGGAUUUUAUGGUUUUUUUUAGACUUAAAAAAGAGUAUAUUUAAUGUUGGAAUGGGCACCUCUAGGUGAUCUUUAUGGAUUAAUGAAGAAAUAGACUAAUAGAAGAUUUAGUGAAGAAAUGGCAUCAAAGAUUAUUUAGUAAAUCACAAUGGCAAUUGGAUACAUGCAUUAAAUGAAUGUAAUUCAUAGAGAUUUGAAACCAGAAAACAUUCUCUGUUUUCAUAAUAACAUCUUUAAGAUAGCUGAUUUUGGAUGGAGUGUACAUACUCCAUCUAAUAGAAGGAAGACGUUAUGUGGUACUCUAGAUUAUUUAUGUCCUGAAAUGAUCAAUUACUAAUUUCAUGAUAAUCGAGUGGAUGUAUGGACUAUUGGUGUAUUGGCUUAUGAAUUAGUUGUAGGUAGGUAUAUUGUUUAAAAAUCAUUAUUUAGGCAGACCUCCAUUUGAAUCUCAUAAUGAAUAAGAUAUAAAAAAGGAGAUUAUGAAUUUGAUAUUCUAAUUUCCUAAUUGGUGUAGUAAAGAUUUUUAAAAUUUUGUGAAAGGAAUUCUCUAGCAUGAUUGCAACAAGAGACCUUCAAUCAUAUAAAUAUUAAAUCAUCCUUGGAUCACAAAAUGACUUUAAUUUAUAAAUUAAUAUAUAUAUAUUUAUUAAUUAUAAUGGUACUAUUCUAAAAUAUUAUUCAUAGAUCAGAUUCAUCUUACUUUAAAAUAGAUAAGGAAAAACCAGAUUAUCAAAGUGGUAUGUAUAUUAUGAUGAUGCUGAAAAAGUCAAACUGUAAAAUGAAGUCCAUAGAUUAAUAGUAUGCAGAGAUACUAAACACACUAAUUUCCUUGAAGUACACUUCUUUAUUCAUUACUAUAGUUCAGAAAUUACAAGAUUAUUUAUAAACGUUAUGCAGGCUUAUUUUUUGCUUUGUGUGUUGAUGUUUCAGACAAUGAGCUCACAAUGCUUGAAUUAAUACAUUUAUAUGUUGAAGUUUUAGAUAAAUACUUUGGAAAUGUCUGUGAAUUAGAUAUUGUCUUUAAUUUUAAUAAAGUAAUAAAAAUAAUCAUAAUUUCAGGCAUAUUCAAUCUUUGAUGAGAUGAUUGUUGGUGGAGAGAUUAUUGAAACAUCAAAAUAAGUUAUAAUUAAUGCUGUCAAGAAUAUUGAAUUAUUAGAUUGA
This is a messenger RNA of Paramecium primaurelia, 1676 nucleotides long. The record is from the annotation of a GenBank genome assembly. Lineage: Eukaryota; Ciliophora; Oligohymenophorea; Peniculida; Parameciidae.